GAGCAAAUUGGGGUGUUUAUGGGAAGCUCCAGGUUUGGCUUCCUUACGGCGUCGCAGGGGGCUGUUUUAACCCAAGAGAGAUGGAGUAGAAAAACCCUAGUCCCCGAGCUGUACCCGCGACUCGAUUCUUCGAUUGGGGAUCGAAGCAGGCGAUGUUGGAGGGUUUCUUCGUUGUUUUGUAGGGUUUUCCGAUCGGUCAUGUCUCUUGGGAAGCUCGCCAUCGUCAUUGGAGCGGGUUUAGUUGGGUCCGCUCUCUCAAAGGAAGGGCGCUUAUCUGAUAUAACGGACAUAUUUUCUGGUGCUCUGAAGAUCGUCACAAAGCACCUUCAACAAGAUAAAGAUAGCUCUCGAUCUAGUGGAAAACCACAAACCGAUUCUCUAUUAGCUCAGGUUAAUAAUCUAAGACAGGAGCUGCAAGUUUUGGCCUCAUCCAGAUCAGUUACAAUUGUAACUGGUACAAGUGCAGGUUCUGGUACUUAUGGUGUAACAGCUGUAAUUGUUAUAGGAGUUGUUGGUUAUGGGUAUGUCUGGUGGAAGGGCUGGAAGCUUUCUGAUAUGAUGUUUGUGACACGACGUGGUUUAUCUGAUGCCUGUACUGCAGUAGGCAAAAAACUCGAGCUAGUUUCAUCAUCUAUUGCUGAUGCCAGGCGACAUUUAUCUUCAAGGAUCGAUCGUGUAGAUAUUAACCUAGAUGAGUGUAGGGAUCUUACUAAUGCCACCAAAGGCGAGGUUUCAAGACUAAAUGGAGAACUAAGUGGGAUCCAUCAGGACGUUGAAUCUGUUCAUCGCUUCAUCCAGACUCUGGGGACCAAGAUUAGUCGAAUAGAAGAAAGUCAGGACAUUACAACACGGGGACUUUAUAGCCUGUGCAUGUUCGUUGAUAGCAUGGAGAAUAGGAGAGAUGCAGAACCUACUCAGGUCUUGCCAUCCAGUUCUAGGCUUGCUAUUGAACCUCCACAAACUACACCUGUCACAAGGAAUAUCUCGCUCCCACCUACGACACUAGAUUCCCCUUCAGCAUCGGCAUCACCAUCAGCAUCAGCAUCACCAUCAGCUGCUAUCGAGACUCCCAAGAUUCUGCGAUCAUCAACGGCUGUUUCAGCUUCAGGCCUAAAGUUUUUCUUCCAACUGUAAAUCAUAAUGCAGUUGAUUCGGAUUUAUUAUCGUCUGGCCGAGAAAGACUUUUUCCCCUGCAUGCUGGGUUUCUCUUACUGAAGGGCUGCAUGAUGUCUAUCUGAUGCCAGUAUAUGAUACCCAUUUAUUCCCAUUUUAGUUGCUAUCUUAUGAAGCAGACACCCUUUACAUGAUAAGGCAAUGACAGGCCUGAGAAGAAGGCCCACACGAUUUCUGACUGGGUACUGUGAUUGGAUGACUAUCGCAUGGUGCUUCAUCCUAAAACCUCCAUCCUCAGCAUACUUGUCUGGAAAAUAGAAGAUCAAGAGAGUUAAAGCUUAUGUUUGUUUAGUAAGAUUAAUGUCUUUGGUCUCAUAUGAAACUCAUCAGAUCCCGAUUCCUGUCAAGAAUUUUUUUAAAAGCAUACAUUUCAGUUUGAACGAACCAAACAUAAAAGAAUCGUAUCCUGUGAGAUCCUAAUCAUAUCAUUAAGCUAAAUUUUAAGGUACUUUUCAUCUUCUCAUCUCAGGCUCAGCUAGUUAUGCCACCAUAGCAGUUGUGAAAUAAUUUUAAAGGAACUAUAUACAACAUGUUGCACAGGAAUAUUAAUAUAGAAAAUUAUUAUUGAUAAGGUUUGUGAGUAUGCACAAAGAAUGCUAUUAUAUUGCCAAGUUGUAGACCUAAUUUGUACAAACUUUUUCUUCAGUUUCAACAGUGAACUUCCAAUUGAUGUUCAAGUCCUGUUGAUUGAUUUAUGUAAUAUCCUUCACAGUGAAUUUUUAGGGUUUGGUUAUUCAAGUCCUGUUGAUUGAUUUAUGUAAUAUCCUUCACAGUGAAGUUUUAGGGUUUGGUUAAAGCUAAUGCACUUGACCAAAACUUCUAGAAGUGCCAAAACUGAAACUUGAUUGGCCUGACCAUAUUCAAAAUUGGAAUGGGUGUUAAGAGGAUGCAGAGGAAGGGAGAAGUUGGAGGGGCUGGAUAGGCUUUUAAUUCUGUAAUUCCAGUAUAUUCAUGAUGCUGAAAUUCAUCAUUCAAAUGAACUAUCGUUUCAUUUGGGGAUGUUAAUGGAAUAUCUAAAUUAGCUCAAAAACUGUUAUUAUCCAAUCAUAGCCAUUUAUUGCAUCCAUUUAGGGAUAUCUGUUAGAUAUCAGAUUCAAGAAUUCAUACGCCAGGAUUUUAAUAGAAGUUGGGGGGAAUGGACAGGCGGCUAAUUCUGUAAAUUCAGGAUACUGAAUUCCAUCAUUUAAAUGGAUUAUCAUUUCAUUUGCGGAUGUAAAUGGAAUAUCUGAAUCUGAUUUAUCUCAAAAACUAUACUAUCAAGUAUUAGGCAUUUAUUUCAUCUACAUAGGGAUAUCUGUCAAAUGUUAGAUUCAGUAAUUCAUACACGAGGAUUUUGAUAAUGGUCAUCAAAUCAUUAUAGCAGUAUCCUGUAAUGGUUAUAACAGCUGGUAUAUAUCCUUAUCAGUGUCUUCCAAAUAUUACGAUAUUUUUAUCAUAUAUUUUAUAAUAUUACGGUUUGUAUAAGAAAUAGUGUUAUGUAUGUGUAUAAAAUAUUCAUAAAUGUUAUAGUCAUUGUCAACCAUUAUUUCCUGUUGGAAUGGCUAUUAAUGAUUAUUAUGACAUGAUAAUUAGAAAAACUAAAACAAAACCUUCUUAGUUCUUCAAAUAUCCAAAUAGUGGUUCUUUGUGAUGGUAUAAUGAUGGAUGAUAAUGCCAUGGCCCUUAUAUAUAUCUAUAAUGGCACUAUUAAAGUAAUGCUGUAUACUCGUUGCUCCGAUGCAGAAAAUGUCUUCCCUUCCAAUUUAGUUGUUUUGUCUGAUUUCUGUCUCAUCAAGAGAUUGAACUGCUGUUAGAAAGGCAGGCCACAUCAGCCUUAGCCUACGUUCUGAACGUCGAUACAGCAGCCAUUUUCAUUUUAGAUAUUGCUCAUGACAUGGAAUCUUUUUUUUUUUUUCCUCUUGUUUUUUGUUUUUCCUUCAGGAGUUGCAGGGGUUCUCAAAUACGGUUAAAAUAGGAAUACCAAAAUCAAAUUCGAUAAAGAUAGCUACUUCUGAGGCUUCUAGUGGAACUCCAUCUGUUGAGGAACCAAGCAGUAGUGCGUCGGGUUCCAGCAGGUCUGGAUGGAAGCUGCCGUCUUUCAGUGUUCUUACAAGAACCCGCAGCACUGCUAGUUAAUCUCUUCAUUUCAGUUUUGGCCUUCUAUAUGAUUCCCAACCGCCUUCAAGGUUGCAACAUUGAGCCAUCUUUCUUUUAUUCACAGCCACAUAUGCUUUCAGAAGGAUAGUUCUCUACAUGUGAUAAUUCGGACACUUGAAAUUUUGCAGGCAUAUAGUAUUUUUUUUUUUAAAUUUUUUAACAAGAUGGAUAAAUUUAUAUAAUUUCUUGAUAUACUUGUGAAGUGAAUUAUAAAGUGGGAAAAAAAAACAUGCUGUUUCGAGGGUUGUGAGCAGCUUAGUUCCUAUUGAAAGAUGACAUUAAAUAUAAUUAUAUAUGUAAAAAAACUUUUUUCUUUCAGCAUUUUUUCUAUUGCAGCCGCUAAA
This is a messenger RNA of Elaeis guineensis (African oil palm), 3653 nucleotides long. RefSeq lists its product as uncharacterized. NCBI's taxonomy places the organism in Eukaryota, Viridiplantae, Streptophyta, Magnoliopsida, Arecales, Arecaceae. The record is from RefSeq and is a predicted model, not a curated record.